Apus apus (common swift) is the source of this 460-nucleotide messenger RNA. It is a transcript of the gene C16H22orf39, whose product is annotated as chromosome 16 C22orf39 homolog. The transcript has 3 exons. NCBI's taxonomy places the organism in Eukaryota, Metazoa, Chordata, Aves, Apodiformes, Apodidae. The record is from RefSeq and is a predicted model, not a curated record. Bases 35 to 352 code for a protein of 105 amino acids.
UGGCGGCGGGGCGGCGCCCCGCAGGCGGGGCAGCAUGGCGGGCGGCGGGAGCUGGCGGCCGCCGCGGCCGUGCGAGGACUACCGGUGGGAGUGGAAGCACUGCCGCGGCUGGCGGCACGCCUUCCACCAUUACUACGCGCACGGGGAGCUGCCGGCCUGCGACCGCUGGCGGGAGGACUACGAGGCCUGCCGGGCCUGGGAGAGGGACCGCGCCGCCGACGCGCAGGAAACUCUGUGCAAGAGUGAAAGAGCUCGGGUUAUGGAAAAACAGAAAUAUGCUCCAGUGUGGACAUUCAGGAAGAGCCCACCACCUGACUGGUACCUUCCACUUGACCAAGACAAACCAAAUUAGCAAGACUGUGAUGUUGCAGACCCUGAAACUGCAACCACUCUCCAUUGGUGGUGUGUGUCAAUGGCAGUAUUCAAAAUUGCUACAAAAAUAAAGGUUUAAAUGACUGGA